AAAUGUUUACUUGUCGCCCAAUUUCCCCUUCUCUGUUUCUACUCAUGAUCUGCUUUUCUGCCACGGCCGCCGCAGCCACGACGACGACUACAUUUACCACCGAACCAUUAAACCUCGAAAACUUCAUGUUUUUAGAAGAUGCCCAUAUCUUCAACGACACUACUACUAUUACUGUUAGACUCACUCGGGACCUCCUCGUCCCAAACUCUGGUGCCGGCAUGUUGUUAUACAAAUACCCCAUCCCAUUCCGUCAGCCCGGUAACCCGAAUCCCACCAGCUUUAAAGCUCACUUAACCUUCUCUGUUAAAGAUUUGAACCCCAACUCCAUUGGAGGUGGUUUGGCUUUAGCCAUCUCGCCCGGAAAUGGAAAUAUCGGUGCCGGCGGUAAGUUUCUUGGCAUCCCCAAGGGGGCAGUUUCCAUUGAGUUUGAUACCGCCAAGGAUACUGAGCUUCAUGAUGUUAAUGGGAACCAUGUUGGUCUUAAUAUCAACUCUGUGGUUUCAUUGUGUGUUGCUGAUUUGGAUUCGGUCAACAUUAGUCUGAAAAGUGGGAAGCUGAUCCACGUAUGGGUCGACUAUUCCGGGCCUGGUCACCAACUCAAAGUAUUUGUCUCAUAUGUCAACAUACAACCGGUAUCACCUGUCUUAGAGGCCAUCAUUGAUCUCUAUCAAUACGUGGAAGACUCGAUGUUUGUGGGGAUUUCAGCUUCAACACAGGCAAGUACAGAGGUCCACUCGCUAGAACAUUUCAGUUUUAGUUCCUGUUUUGAUGAAGAUCCGAAUACCAACAGCGGCGGUUUUAAUGCACCACCACCACCACCAAUGGCUACCGUCUCAUCACCUGCUCCAGACACUACUAGGAAGACUAGAAAAAGCCGCCGUAAAAUUAAUAAGAUUUGGUUAGGGAUAAUACUCCCGGUUGUGGGUGCGGUACUAGGAAUAAUGCUGACCGGGGGAAUUAGCAUCUAUUUUAUCUGUAAAUGUUAUUGUUGUUCAGAUAGGAACAAUGAAAAUGCUACGCAUCUGAUUACUCCUUGAGACUAGCUAUGUGGUAUGAGGACUUUUCUAGCAAGGCGUUUUACGGCAUGCAUCUUGGAUAUGAUGAUGUGUAGUAUUUUUGGUCUUUUUUAAUUAGGCGUUUUAGGGCAUCUUGGAUGCUAUGUAUAAAAGACUACUAUCUAUGUGGUAUUUUAGGCUUUUUCUAGUCGUUUCAGGGACCUUUAUCUUUCGUCGUUUAUA
Molecule: messenger RNA, 1238 nt
Organism: Erigeron canadensis
Lineage: Eukaryota; Viridiplantae; Streptophyta; Magnoliopsida; Asterales; Asteraceae
Product: L-type lectin-domain containing receptor kinase VIII.2-like
Exons: 1
Coding region: 3-1037 (344 amino acids)
Molecular function (GO): carbohydrate binding
Source: RefSeq, a predicted model, not a curated record